GGCGGCAGGGAGGCGCCGGCAGCUGACGGUGGUGGUGGAGCGAGGAGCGAGGAGCGCGGAGCGCGGGCACCGGCAACGGAGACGACGAGCAGCACCCGGACACCGGGAGCGGUCUGGGCUGUCCUCCCUCCCUCCCGCCCGCUGCCCAGCGGAACAGUUUGCCGCAGCUUGAACCUUUAUGAACCACUUCUGAUUGAUCUACACAUUAUAACUCCAAUCCCUGCACAAUGUGCCAUCGUUAUAGCUGCUUUUAUAGUCAGGAAACGGCACUUUUGCAACAUGUUGAAGAAAAUCCGGAUGCAAAUUUUCCCUGAGGUGUGGCAAAAUGUACGUGAAACAGAAUGAGAUAAAUGGAAAUGUGGACAUUUCUGUUCCCUUGGUUGUCUGUGGAUUAAGCUACAUAAAUCGAUUUCCAAAUCGGAAUUGUCUUGAGGAAAUCUUCAAAAAAGAGUCCAACUAUAUUAGAAACCAAUCCAUCUAUCAGUUGUAAAGCACUGGAUGUGGAUGAGCCCAAUGUUGCCGGCCCAGUGGGCUACAUGGAGGACGUUAUUUUAGACGGGCAGCACAUUUUAAACAGUGCUGAUUCAAUGGAGGAUGAGCAGCAAGAUGCUCUGCCAAGAGAAAGAUCGAGUGCACUGAAGGAGGAAGGAAGCAAUGAUAUAUGGAGUGACUUUGCAAGUUACUACAAAACUCCUCAUCUCCAACAGCAAGAUGUUGGUUCCUUUUGUGGGUUGCCAGCGACGGAAAAGAAUGAUUCGAUAAAAAGGAGCUCCCCGCCGCAGAGUUUCAAAGUUCGCAAUGGCAGCCUGAAGAACCAUCAUCACGUCCUGGCACAGCUCCACAAUUCCGAUACAAGUUAUGAAUGUGACGAUGAAUCCAAGCUCUCUGUAUCUGUGGCCAGUGCUGGCAAGCAGCAGGACACCGUUUCACAAUUGGACAUUUCUGGGCACGUGGAGAAGAAUGACCCAGGCCAAUCUGCAGACAAGUGGACAGCACAGGUGUAUCAUGACCAGUCAAUGGACGGCACUUUGCAGACUGACCAUGAAACUGAACGCUCAGACUUUGGUGCCGGUGCCAUUAUAUUCACUGCUACUGCAUCGCUUUUGCAAAUCCAGGAGAUUCUCACUGCGAAUUCAGCUUUGACGACUGAUUCAUGGAAUCUCGUGGAAAACAUUUUCCAGAAGUCUUUCCCCUCUGAACCUGUGAAGCAUGACCUUGAAGACUUCCCAGAGCUGGAGCAUUCACUUGAGAAACAUGGAGAAAAAAGUGAUCCAAAUAAAGCAAUGUCAUUAUUAAGUUAUGAAUUUGCAAAUGCUUGGGGAGAGCUUCAUGAUCUUAAUAAAGUGGCCUUGAGAUUUUCCUGGAACGUAUCAAGUACUCGUGUGAAGCUGUUAUCCAUACUGGGAAUUGACCAAAACCACAAGGAUGAUGGACGAGCUGAUCGAGAGGAUGACUUGGCCUAUUCAGACCUGGAGAAGACAGGAGUAUUACCAGGAGUUGCUGCCUUAUCCGACCAUGGCCCCAAGGCCCUGAUCCAGACCAGGAUCUCCAUAAUGCCGUCGCAAAGAACCGGCCACGGAUUGAGUCAGCGGCUGGAGAAGAUGAUUGUGCAGUGGAUGCAGAUUAACGGGAGCAGAGCCCAAAAAACACAGAGAAUCAAAAAGCCUUUGUGGUUUAUGUAAUCAAUAUUAAAAACCAAUGUGUUUGUGGCUUUUUCUCAUUUUAUUUCAGAUGUUUAUUUACAUUUUUAACUUCUUCCCUAUUGACCAUUUCAAAGUAAAUUUUGGAAUCUAGCUAUAUAGCGCAUGUUUUAGUGCAAAUAUAAUUUAACAGAUUCUCUAUAAUUAUAUUUAAUAUUUUUAAAACUGUGUCAUUCUCAGGAUGUGGUGAGACGACAUGGUUGUGAAAGAUGCGGCAAUGUAUGUUACUACUGACUGACCCACCUGCUCUCUCUUCUGAGGGCAGGUAAUGGUCGACAACAUGAUUGUGGGACCAGGCUGCACAUUGACACUAUCUUGCACCCUAAUCCUAACCUCACUAUCCCCACCUUCAAAUCAUUCUUUAGCAUAUUAAGGGUGUAAGUAUUAGGUGAUAAUGCAUCUAUUUAAAGUGCCUCUCCGAAAGCAAUCAAAUGUAAAUUGUUCUGUGUUCUCCUGCCCUUGGUGAAGACAUAUAAAUCGAUAGUUCAGUGCCCAACUUUAGUUAAGACUUAUUUCCGUGUUUUUAAAAACUGAAUUCAAAUUGUACAUUUUCUUGAUGGGAUUUGAACCCCAGUUUGCUGCGUUUUUCAAUUUGCCUUCUGUAUAUCUAGUCCAAUGAUGUAACUGCACUACUGAACCACUUGUAGUUUGGGGCUUGUGUUGAUGAGUGACCCUACAGUGUCACCGAGCAGACCGGCCACUUGUUUCAAUAUUGUGCGACUGACUCUCAUGGCCAAUACCAGGGGGCCACAGUUUAUGAAUAAGGACCGAGAUGAGGAAAAACGUCUUCACCCAGAGAGUUGUGAAUCUGUGGAAUUCUCUGCCUCAGAAGGCAGUGGGGGCCAAUUCUCUGGAUGCUUUCAAGAGAGAGUUAGAUAGAGCUCUUAAGUCUUAAGCGGAGUCAAGGGAUAUGGGGAGAAGGCAGGAACGGGGUACUGAUUGUGGAUGAUCAGCCGUGAUCGCAGUGAAUGGUGGUGCUGGCUCGAAGGGCCGAAUGGCCUACUCCUGCACCUAUUGUCUAUCAAUGCAUAAAGUUUUAGUUGGGUAUCAAUACAAAACUGGCAGUAUAAAUCUGGAGAAUGCCAACCGCAUGCCUGAGGUUUUUGGUUCCAUGUGAAGUCUGUCGGGGUACAGGGACUGCAAGUUGUUGGAGGUUCAUGUUGAUUAUGUUUGCAAUGUGAUAAAUUCCAGCCUUAAUGAAUUAAAGUGAACUUUAUUCUGUUAUUGGUCUCAUAUUUGUACCUCCUACAUGAAAGGAUUUCAAAUAGUGAACAUGUUUUAUUUGUACUGAUAUUGUGGAAUGGAAUGGCGGUCGAGUGAUAUCAUGGGGGCAACAGCAACAUGUCUGGUUGGCUUUUGUGUGGAUUGUUGAAUGGCAGAGAAUUUCUUGACUGAUGUGAAGAACAUUUCCAUUGAUGCGAUGUUCGCACAAGAUGAUUAAUUUCCUGUGAUUUUGUUAUGAACAUAGAUCAUGAUGGUGAAAAUUUGAUUCCAGCUGCAGUGAUUUUUUUAAUUCCACUUUGAUGUCACUUCAGCUACCUGUCUAUUGUUUGCCCCCCUCACAGUGAAAUAUUGUUUCUCAACUAGAAAUUCAAUAAAGACUUUAUUUUUAAA
This is a messenger RNA of Leucoraja erinaceus (little skate), 3314 nucleotides long. RefSeq lists its product as uncharacterized. The coding region runs from base 537 to 1682 and encodes 381 amino acids. NCBI's taxonomy places the organism in Eukaryota, Metazoa, Chordata, Chondrichthyes, Rajiformes, Rajidae. The transcript has 6 exons. The record is from RefSeq and is a predicted model, not a curated record.